CCGCGCUCGAGCAUCCAUCCUGUCCAUAAGGCUCCCUCGAUCCCGUUCGGAAACUAAUACUAAAUAAUAGGCGAAUACUACGAAUAACGCGCUUUGCUCGGGUAAGCAUCUCAUACAGGGGGUGAGAAAAGAUGGCUGCCCAGGAAGUGCAGCCGAGUGAGACCAUAGCGAAGCUGAAAUCCGAGUCAGAGACGCUGAAGACGAAGCUGGAGGACGAGCGGGCCAAGCUGCAUGAUGUGGAGCUGCACCAGGUGGCAGAGAAGGUGGAGUCUCUCGGCCAGUUUGUCAUGAAGACAAGGAGAACUCUGAAAGGACACGGCAAUAAAGUGCUUUGCAUGGACUGGUGUAAAGACAAGAGGAGAAUUGUGAGCUCGUCCCAGGAUGGAAAGGUGAUUGUGUGGGAUGCAUUUACAACCAACAAGGAGCAUGCAGUGACCAUGCCAUGUACAUGGGUGAUGGCCUGUGCGUAUGCCCCAUCUGGAUGUGCGGUAGCGUGUGGUGGUCUUGACAACAAGUGUUCUGUGUACCCACUCUCCCUGGAUAAGAACGAGAAUCUGGCAGCGAAGAAGAAGUCCGUGGCAAUGCACACCAAUUACUUGUCUGCCUGCAGCUUCACCAACUCAGACAUGCAGAUCCUGACAUCGAGUGGUGAUGGAACGUGUGCAUUGUGGGAUGUGGAAAGUGGACAGCUGCUCCAGAGUUUCCAUGGUCAUGCAGCUGAUGUGCUUUGCCUGGACCUCGCUCCAUCUGAGACCGGCAACACCUUUGUCUCUGGGGGCUGUGAUAAGAAGGCAAAUGUAUGGGACAUGCGCUCAGGACAGUGCAUCCAGUCAUUUGAGACCCACGAGUCAGAUAUUAACAGUGUGCGAUACUAUCCGAGUGGGGACGCAUUUGCCUCUGGCUCAGAUGAUGCUACUUGCCGUCUGUACGACCUGAGGGCCGAUAGAGAAGUGGCCAUUUAUUCCAAAGAGAGCAUCAUAUUUGGAGCUUCCAGUGUAGACUUCUCUCUCAGUGGCAGACUGCUAUUUGGCGGCUACAACGACUACACCAUCAACGUGUGGGACGUCCUAAAGGGGACCCGCGUAUCCAUUUUGUUCGGGCACGAGAACAGAGUCAGUACCCUUCGCGUCUCUCCAGACGGGACAGCGUUCUGCUCGGGGUCCUGGGACCACACUUUACGGGUCUGGGCUUGAACAGCAGCUUGCAUUGCCUGCUAGGUUCUCUCCGGCGUUGACGUCAACAGCGACAUUCACUAGAACAACUAUUAACAUAACGUGUUGGGUUCAUAAGAAAUGCACAGUAGAGUAGAACAGGGUUGAAGAGAGACUGUAGUCUAUCCAGACAAGAGCACAAUGUUAAUUAGAUUUUUUUAUUUUUUAUUUUAAAUGUAUACAGAACCAAAACUUGUCCGCAAUCACUAGCUCUGUCUGAAAUCAUCUACCAUGAGCUGUUUAUACUUAAACAGUAAAUACUUCUCGCUUAUACAUGAAGUGCAUGCAGGUUAUAAAGAAGACUAUAAAUAAUGGGGUAUCAUUCUACUUCACACUCCUUCUCUGGCUUCAUAUGUCACCUGAUUCAACUAUGAGUGAAUAAACAGGCAUGUGCUUGUUGGAAUAAGUUCAUAUAUAAAUAGCAGCAAGCAAUUGUGAGGAAGUUUUCAUAUAUUUACAAUUUAAAGUGGCAGUUGCCUGUUUUUUUGUUUGUUUGUUUGUUUGUUUUUGUUGCUUUUUUUCAUUUUAUUUUAACGAACAUGAAUAUACUAAGGACAUAUAUAAAAUGGCAAGGUAAUACGUGGAAGUAUUAGAUUUCGGCUACGACUACGCUCUUCUUCCAUAGGACACUUCAUAUCCAGCCCUCUUCUUACAAACUCCUGUGAUUGGCCGUUUUUGUUAGGUUUAUGUCUAGACCAAAAACAAACAAAUUAAUUCAUUUAAUGAAAUCCAGCAUAAGUCGUUAAACAUAUCUAAAUUGUAAAUGUAUCUCUGUCUUGUGAUAAUGUCUUGGAAACACAGACGGUAAGCUGAACUGCACUUACCGCCGUGUAGCUCGAUGUAGGAGGCGUGUGUGUUCAUUUACAAUUUUAGAUUCUAGUCUAAAAUAGCAACGCAGCCUGCUGGAAGAGCAGAGGUUUCUGUGCAGAUUGUUCAUAUAAUAUGCAAACAAUCCCUACUCAGUUAUCAUGUGCUCUUUGACAUAUAUUGAUCUGAAGUAAUACUUGCACUAUAGGAACAGUUACUACUGUAGCGAAAUGUAUAUAUCAUAUUUGUCCACAAUAAUAAUAGUGUCAUCAUUAAAGAUAAAUAAAUGGGUUUUACAU
Ictalurus punctatus (channel catfish) is the source of this 2317-nucleotide messenger RNA. RefSeq names its product guanine nucleotide binding protein (G protein), beta 5a (gene gnb5a). Gene Ontology annotation, biological process: G protein-coupled dopamine receptor signaling pathway; G protein-coupled receptor signaling pathway. Gene Ontology annotation, cellular component: cytoplasm; heterotrimeric G-protein complex. NCBI's taxonomy places the organism in Eukaryota, Metazoa, Chordata, Actinopteri, Siluriformes, Ictaluridae. Bases 132 to 1193 code for a protein of 353 amino acids. The transcript is spliced from 11 exons. The record is from RefSeq and is a predicted model, not a curated record. Gene Ontology annotation, molecular function: signaling receptor complex adaptor activity; protein binding.